Molecule: messenger RNA, 876 nt
Organism: Chenopodium quinoa (quinoa)
Lineage: Eukaryota; Viridiplantae; Streptophyta; Magnoliopsida; Caryophyllales; Amaranthaceae
Product: translation initiation factor IF-2-like
Exons: 5
Coding region: 1-876 (291 amino acids)
Source: RefSeq, a predicted model, not a curated record
AUGACAAGAUUAUUGAGAGGCUUAAAACUUGAUGAAGAGACAACUCUAUCUCAAAAGAGUGAAGAAUCAUCACAAAAUUCAAAGCAACCAAGGAGAAAAAUGGUUGCAAGGAAAAAUCAAAAGAAAAAAGAAGAUGAACAAUCACCAGCAACAAGAACAAGAAGUAAAUCACAAGAAGAAGCAUUAAUCAUGUUGCAGUCAGAGAAAACUCCCAAGCGGUCUUCUGCAACCAUCCGCAAAGAUCUUGCGGAGAAAGCUGCGGCUGAGGUCAAGGCCAAGACCAAGGUUCAGAGGCUGGAGAAGGAGGCUGCUCAGGCUCAGAUAAACUUUGCAGCAACCCUGGAGGAGGAGCAAAACCGCCUUGUUGCUGAGAGUGACGCUGACAAUGACGUCCGGAUGAAGAUCGCCUUGGUUGCCCUAUACCCGGACGUGGAUUAUGGUGUCUGGGCACUGGCUCACAGGUACGCCGAGGACGUGGUGUACUUGAGAGAACAAGCUGCUGCAGCAAUUGCUGAAAAACAACCACAAGCAGCAACACCCAAAAAACCAGGGCAUCCUCGUGCUGUAACUGCAGUUGCUGAGAAACUUGCUAAAAGAACACAAAAAAAAGUAAGGCGUCCAAGUGCUACAGUUGCUGACAAACCUACAAAAACAACAAAUACAAAAUCAAAUGCCCUUGCUGCAAAAUCUACUCUUGUUGAAAAGAAAAUUGAACACAAAGGAGGCCAAAAAGGUGGUCAGAAGAGGCCAGCUGCAUUAGCAAAAGGCCGUGUGAAGAAAAGAAAACUCAUUGAACAAGUACCUUGUGAUGAACCAUCAGAGGAGGAAGAAGAGAAAGAUGAUACUAAUAGUAGAGAAGACAGUGAGGAUGCUUAA